AUGAAUGCGCCACCCGUAUUACGGCCGCUGAGGGCCAUAUUGCAGAGGCGGCUGCAACUUGUGCCCUCUCGUCCGAUCCGCACACCCUACUACGUCCGAGCCUCACAGCUCCGCCCUCAGCUCCGCUGCAACUCGUCGAUAACCAAAGACCAAACCCCGAAACCGGACAGCUCUGCCGAGGAGCCUGCGAAGGAAUCGUCCCCCGAUACCCAGGGAUCGGCGCCGACAAACCCGGCGGAGGAGGCCCAAGAUGUCAACCCAGAAGAGCACCUGGAACCUCCAGAGCGGCCACAAGCCCCGAAAGGCGAGAUAGAAGUCCAGCAGGCCGAGCCGACCGAAUUCGCCUAUGUAAUCCCUGGGGAGCCGGUCGCAGAAGCUGAAAUCGGCGGGAUCGAGCCAUCAGGCUCCAAAGAAGCCGCCCUGCCGAGGUUCAACGAUGCCUUCAAGUCUGCGUUUCAGCAAGUCAAGACCGCGAGCGCUGAGAUCGAGGCUGGCAUUUCGGAAGUAGUAGCGCAGCAAAUCGAGGCGGCCGAGGCUGCUGCAACGCAGAAGCAAGAGGAAACCCUAGCCCCACGGCCGGACGACGCAUUUGUCAGGUCUAAAAUGCAAGAGGUGGAGACUUUGUCCGCGCAGAUCCAGGCAGGCCUCCAGGAAUUCGAAGAGCUGGGUGAAGGACGUCGUGCAGCACAACAGGUCGAAACGAUCCUCGAGGAUUCAGCGGACAACGCGCCACAUGACAUGAGCCCUUCUGCCGCGACCGAAGAGGUCUUGGGAGAGGUCCAGUCCCGAGGCCAGGAGGCUCACGAGGCCGCAGCUGUCGCAUCGCAGAGCCAGGCCCCAGAGGCCGUAAAGGAGCCAGAUACCACCACUGCGGCCACGAUCGAGGGUGAAUCUGUCGCAACCGGCUCGGCGGAGACUGCGGAGACACCAGCUGCACUCUCAGACGAGGUUGUAAAGGCUGCGGAAGAAGUGCGAGAAACUGAGGAGGUGGGAAGCGGUGAGGCCGAACUCUCUGAACCUGUGACCUUGACGGCAACAGAAGCCCAGGAGGUUGUCAAUGAGAAGAUCGCGACGAGCGAGCUCGACAAGACACCGCUACAGGAGUCGGCCAGCCACAGCGAUUCCUCGGCUGCAGUCGCUCAAAAGGAACCGAGUCAAUCAAAGCACGACAGACUGAAGGCAGCAGUGGAGAAAGAACUGGGGGAUAAGACGGAGGAGAAGGCCGCCCAGUUAGUUGAGACCACGGAGGAGGAGGACGUGCCAGACGAGCCGUCUCGGCUACCGCGCAACGUGCAGGCUUUCUACCUGCAACCGCUCCGCCGGCAAGCAAAGUAUAACGUGCCCUCUUGCAACCUGCAGCUGCGAUCCUACAGCAUCCGGCCGCUAGAGUCGUUCUGCGACUUUGCCCUGCGCGCGGCAUACUACCUGGGCCUGCCCGCGUACGGCCCCACCCCGCUGCCCAAGAUCAUCCAGAGGUGGACGGUGCCCAAGUCCAGUUUCAUCUUCAAAAAAUCGCAGGAGAACUUUGAGCGUAUCACGCGCCGCAGACUCAUCCAGAUCCGAGACGGACACCCGGAGACUGUGCAGAUCUGGCUGGCGUUCCUGCAGAAGCACCAGCAGGCGGGUGUGGGUAUGAAGGCCAACAUGUGGGAGUUCAGCAGCCUUGAUGUCGCCAAAGAAUUAGACCAGGCAUAUGAGGAGGCCAAACCCUUGAUCGAUGAGAAAUACAACCUCUUGGGCCAGGACAGGGAAAUUGCGACGGUUGAGAAGGUGGAUGAGAUCCUCACUAGCCAGAGGUACAAGUUGGCCGGAGAUUCGUACGCAGUCAAUGUUGCAGAGGCCUCUAGGAUGGCUGAAUACACCGCCAGCGCCUCAAAGCGCCGCCCAGCCUCAACUACCAACACCACCACCACCACCACCACCACCACCACCACAUCUCCAAGCCAUGCGAACCCAAAGGUGAUCUUCUCAGGCAUCCAGCCCACGGGCGUGCCACACCUGGGCAACUACCUCGGCGCGCUGUCGCAGUGGGUCGCGCUGCAGAACGAGGCAGCGGCCAGCGACGUCGGCGGCACCACCCCGACGCGGCUGCUGUUCUCGGUGGUGGACCUGCACGCCAUCACGCUGCCGCAGGAGGCGGCCCAGCUGCGGCGGUGGCGGCGCGAGAUGCUCGCCGCCCUGCUGGCCGUGGGGCUGGACCCGGCGCGCAGCACAAUCUUCCACCAGUCGUCGGUGCCCGCUCACGCCGAGCUCAUGUGGGUGCUCUCGUGCACCGCGUCCAUGGGCUACCUGUCGCGCAUGACGCAGUGGAAGAGCAAGCUGUCGCUGCCGGACGACGCGUCGGCCCUGCCGGCUGGUGACGGCGAGGACUCCCAACAGGGUGGUGGUGGCAACAGCAAGUCCGCCGCCGCCCUCAAGCUCGGCCUCUUCUCCUACCCCGUCCUCCAGGCCGCCGACAUCCUCGUCCACCGCGCCACGCACGUCCCCGUCGGCGAGGACCAGCGGCAGCACCUCGAGUUCGCGCGCGAGUGCGCCGCCGGGUUCAACCACACCUACGGCGCUGGCGGGGGCCAGCGGCGCGUGCUGGUCCCGCCAGAGACCAUCGUCAGCCCGGCGCGGCGCGUCAUGAGCCUGACGGACCCCACAAAGAAGAUGAGCAAGUCGGACGCCAACGCCGCGAGCCGGGUGCUGAUCACCGACGCGCCGGGGGACAUCAAGAAGAAGGUCAUGCGCGCCGUGACGGACUCGCAGAGCGGGUUCGUCAGCUACGACCCGGCGGCGCGCCCGGGGGUGUCGAACCUGCUGGAGAUCCUGGCCAUCCUCGGGGAGGGGAAGGGGGCAAGGACCCCGGAGGAGGUGGCCGGGGAUUUUGCGGGCUCGCAGCACCCGCUCAAGGCGCUCAAGGAGAGGACGGCGGACGCGGUCGUCGCCGAGCUGAGGGAUAUACGUGAGAGGUACAUGGAGCUGCUGGGCAGUAGUGAUGGGAAGGAGCUGGAUGAGAUCGAGGCCCGGGGUGCCGAGAAGGCCAGGGCGAGUGCGGACGCCACGAUGAAGCUUGUCAAGGAGGCCGUGGGGUUUUAG
Messenger RNA from Diaporthe citri, 3081 nucleotides. RefSeq lists its product as uncharacterized. Gene Ontology annotation, cellular component: mitochondrion; mitochondrial matrix; ribosome. Lineage: Eukaryota; Fungi; Ascomycota; Sordariomycetes; Diaporthales; Diaporthaceae. Gene Ontology annotation, biological process: mitochondrial tryptophanyl-tRNA aminoacylation; translation. The coding region runs from base 1 to 3081 and encodes 1026 amino acids. The transcript is spliced from 6 exons. The record is from RefSeq and is a predicted model, not a curated record. Gene Ontology annotation, molecular function: structural constituent of ribosome; ATP binding; tryptophan-tRNA ligase activity.